AUGUCACGGGAGCUGGCGGGCCCAGGCGAGAGUGGAGACACGCGGCCCAAGGUUUUCUGCCCUUUGUCUUCCUUUCUCCUGGAGGCCGAGACCCCAGCUUUCACUUUCCCCCAGGAGGUUACCAGGUCCGCGACCUCAGUCCCCUGGGCUGGGCGGUGGGCCCCCGGUCCCCGGCGCCUCCUGACCUCUGGCCUCUCGUGCCUGCAGGAUGAGUUCCACCCGUUCAUCGAGGCGCUGCUGCCUCACGUCCGCGCCUUCGCCUACACCUGGUUCAACCUGCAGGCGCGGAAGCGCAAGUAUUUCAAGAAGCACGAGAAGCGGAUGUCGAAGGACGAGGAGCGCGCGGUGAAGGACGAGCUGCUGGGCGAGAAGGCCGAGGUGAAGCAGAAGUGGGCGUCCCGGCUGCUGGCCAAGCUGCGCAAAGACAUCCGGCCCGAGUGCCGCGAGGACUUCGUGCUGGCCAUCACCGGCAAGAAGGCGCCGGGCUGCGUGCUCUCCAACCCCGACCAGAAGGGCAAGAUGCGCCGCAUCGACUGCCUGCGCCAGGCCGACAAGGUGUGGCGGCUGGACCUGGUCAUGGUCAUCCUCUUCAAGGGCAUCCCGCUGGAGAGCACCGACGGCGAGCGGCUGGUCAAGGCGGCGCAGUGCGGCCACCCGGUGCUCUGCGUGCAGCCGCAUCACAUCGGCGUGGCGGUCAAGGAGCUCGACCUCUACCUGGCCUACUUCGUGCGCGAGCGAGACGCGGAGCAGAGCGGUAGUCCCCGGGCAGGGAUGGGCUCCGACCAGGAGGACAGCAAGCCCAUCACGCUGGACACGACCGACUUCCAGGAGAGCUUCGUCACCUCCGGCGUGUUCAGUGUCACCGAGCUCAUCCAGGUGUCCCGGACACCCGUGGUGACUGGAACAGGACCCAACUUCUCCCUGGGGGAGCUGCAGGGGCACCUGGCAUACGACCUGAAUCCAGCCAGCACAGGCAUGAGGAGAACGCUACCGAGCACUUCCUCCAGCGGGAGCAAGCGGCACAAAUCUGGCUCGAUGGAGGAAGACGUGGACACGAGCCCCGGCGGCGAUUACUACACCUCGCCCAGCUCUCCCACGAGUAGCAGCCGCAACUGGACGGAGGACAUGGAAGGAGGCAUCUCGUCCCCGGUGAAGAAAACAGAGAUGGAUAAGUCACCUUUCCACAGCCCGUCUCCCCAGGACUCCCCCCGCCUCUCCAGCUUCACCCAGCACCACCGGCCUGUCAUUGCCGUGCACAGCGGGAUCGCCCGGAGCCCUCACCCCACCUCGGCCCUGCACUUCCCCACGACCUCCAUUCUGCCCCAGACGGCCUCCACCUACUUCCCGCACGCGGCCAUACGCUACCCACCUCACCUCAACCCCCAGGACCCGCUCAAAGAUCUCGUGUCGCUGGCCUGCGACCCAGCCAGCCAGCAACCUGGACCGUUAAAUGGAAGUGGUCAGCUCAAAAUGUCCAGUCACUGCCUUUCUGCUCAGAUGCUGGCGCCCCCGCCCCCUGGGCUGCCGCGGCUGGCGCUCCCCCCUGCCACCAAACCCACCUCCGAGGGAGGAAGCACGUCGCCGACCUCGCCCUCCUACUCUACGCCCGGCACGCCCCCUGCAAACCGUUCCUUUGUGGGAUUAGGACCAAGGGAUCCAGCGGGCAUUUAUCAGGCACAGUCCUGGUAUCUGGGAUAAGAAAGAUUUCUUCCCACGCCCUGCUCCUCCGUCGCGGAAAUCCCAGGGGGCCGCACAGCCGGCCCCUGGCCCACGUUUUCAGUGGAAAGUUACAGCAAGCAA
Messenger RNA from Herpailurus yagouaroundi (jaguarundi), 1800 nucleotides. RefSeq names its product nuclear factor I C (gene NFIC). Lineage: Eukaryota; Metazoa; Chordata; Mammalia; Carnivora; Felidae. Bases 1 to 1698 code for a protein of 565 amino acids. Gene Ontology annotation, cellular component: nucleus. Gene Ontology annotation, molecular function: RNA polymerase II cis-regulatory region sequence-specific DNA binding; DNA-binding transcription factor activity, RNA polymerase II-specific. Gene Ontology annotation, biological process: regulation of transcription by RNA polymerase II. The record is from RefSeq and is a predicted model, not a curated record. The transcript has 12 exons.